Molecule: messenger RNA, 684 nt
Organism: Sesamum indicum (sesame)
Lineage: Eukaryota; Viridiplantae; Streptophyta; Magnoliopsida; Lamiales; Pedaliaceae
Product: zinc finger, C3HC4 type family protein
Source: RefSeq, a predicted model, not a curated record
AAGCCCAUCAUUCCAUAUAUCCAUUUUCCUUCUGAAAAAUAAUUAUUCUCAUCCAAUUCCAAGCGCUUCCUCUCUUUUAUCAAAUCCAACGCACAACACGCAAUCUUUUUUUCCUCUCCCUCGAUACUUUGGGAAUUCGGAGUAAUCAUGAUCAGCGUUCUAACUCAGGAGCGUCUGUUGGGCGCGGCACUCGGCACCGUGUUGACUGGAGUGGUGAUUUUUGAGCAGCGUAAGAGCAUCUAUAACUCCAUUUCUCCGGCUGAACCUCAGCCAAGAGAGCCUAUUUUUGGAAGAAAGUCUCGCCUAGAAUUGGCACAUUUAUGGAAUAAAUCUGUGGAUAAGACGUUUGGACCUCUCAUUCAGUUUUUGAGCUCACGCGGAUGGUAGGGAUGUUCCAAGGAUAUUGCCACUGUAUGAAGGUUGUCUUUGUUUUGGGAGAUUCUGCAGCAACCAUUUCUUGUUUCAAGAGAGAGAUCUUAAUGGAGAACUAUACACUGAAAGUUUGGUGAAAUAACUAUUGUGUUUUCUUCUUCACAAUGAGAAGCUAGUGUAUAAUUUAGCCAUAUUUUAGUGUCAUCUAUCUCCUGUUGUCAAACUAUUUCUUACUUCUUCUAUCUUUCUGAAUAUCUAUUUACAGAGUGGAAGAGUAUUGUUUGCAAUUUGCAUAUGGUAUAUCAUGCAGCA